CAGUUCAUAGCUCAGAGGAAAUCGCUCAGUUGCUGUGUGGUCGUCGGCGAAAGCGGUCGCCCUACACAUAAAUAAUUUAAAUUGAAUUACGAAGACAUUUAUAUACUAUUACUUUAGCGAGUGAGAUGUUUAAGUGUAUUAAUUAAUUUUGAUUGAAGUCGUAAGUGCAUUUGGCAAGUGUUCUGUGCGUUUAUUUAUAGGCUAUAUUUUGGGACAGUGAUAAUACUUUUGAAAUUACGCGCCCACAUUCUUAUCAUAUUUGUUUAAAGUUCAUUUAAAAGACGGAGGAUGGACAUCCGCCGGCCGACAUGUGCCCUCGCUGUACUUCUCGUCUUCUGUUUGACAGAACUUGCACAAUGCAUGAACGCAAAGAUAAACUUCAGGGAGAAGGAGAAACAGAUCCUCGACCAGAUCCUGGGGCCUGGCCGCUACGACGCCCGCAUCCGACCUUCCGGCAUCAAUGGAACUGGCGAUGCGCCAACGUUAGUGCGUGUCAACAUGUUUCUACGAUCCAUCAGCAAAAUAGAUGAUUACAAAAUGGAAUAUUCAGUACAGUUGACGUUCAGGGAACAAUGGUUGGAUGAAAGGCUGAAAUUUAAUAACUUAGGAGGACGUCUCAAGUACCUGACCCUGACGGAGGCGAACAGGGUGUGGAUGCCGGAUCUUUUCUUCUCCAACGAGAAAGAAGGUCACUUCCACAACAUCAUCAUGCCAAACGUAUACAUCCGAAUCUUCCCCAACGGGAACGUGCUGUACAGCAUCCGGAUCUCGCUGACUCUCUCCUGUCCCAUGAACCUUAAGCUAUACCCCCUCGAUAAACAGACCUGCUCCCUCAGGAUGGCCAGCUAUGGCUGGACGACUGAUGAUUUGGUGUUCCUCUGGAAAGAAGGUGACCCAGUCCAGGUAGUGAAGAACCUGCACCUGCCUCGCUUUACAUUGGAGAAAUUCUUGACUGAUUAUUGUAACAGCAAGACCAAUACUGGUGAAUACAGUUGCUUGAAGGUGGACCUGCUGUUCAAGCGGGAGUUCAGUUACUACUUGAUCCAGAUCUACAUCCCGUGCUGCAUGCUUGUCAUCGUCUCCUGGGUCUCCUUCUGGCUCGACCAGGGCGCUGUGCCAGCGCGUGUCUCACUAGGAGUAACAACGCUUCUGACGAUGGCGACGCAAUCAUCCGGUAUCAACGCGUCCCUGCCGCCGGUCUCCUACACCAAGGCCAUCGACGUGUGGACCGGCGUCUGCCUCACGUUUGUGUUCGGGGCAUUGCUGGAGUUCGCGCUGGUGAACUAUGCGUCCCGCUCCGACAUGCACCGCGAGAACCUGAAGAAGACGAGACGGGAGAUGGAGGCGGCGGCCAGUAUGGAUGCGUCAUCUGAUCUGCUGGACACGGAUAGCAAUGCCACAUUUGCUAUGAAGCCGCUGAUGCGCGCCGGCGUCGACUCCAAGAUGCGCCAGUGCGAGAUCCACAUCACCAGCAAACCCAAGAACUGCUGCCGCCUCUGGAUGUCCAAGUUCCCCACGCGCUCCAAGCGGAUAGACGUCAUCUCCCGCAUCACCUUUCCGCUCGUCUUCGCGCUCUUCAACUUGGCCUAUUGGUCGACGUACCUGUUCCGCGACGAGGACGAGGAGAAGUGAUUCUCGCGCGAAGCGUCGGGCGCGCCGCAACAAGCGCGGCUCGUGGUCGCCGUGCUCGCGCCGUACGCGCUGUUCGCGGUCGCCUACUGCGUCUGUCUGCGCCCGCCGCCGCGCCC
Molecule: messenger RNA, 1748 nt
Organism: Papilio xuthus (Asian swallowtail)
Lineage: Eukaryota; Metazoa; Arthropoda; Insecta; Lepidoptera; Papilionidae
Gene: GluClalpha
Product: glycine receptor alpha 1
Exons: 11
Coding region: 289-1632 (447 amino acids)
Biological process (GO): monoatomic ion transmembrane transport
Cellular component (GO): membrane
Molecular function (GO): transmembrane signaling receptor activity; extracellular ligand-gated monoatomic ion channel activity
Source: RefSeq, a predicted model, not a curated record